UCUGCUAACGUCUCGGCGUAUACAGUUUAUUUUGGUGCUCUUUUAGAGCUUUCAAAUGGAUUUUUCCCAGUUUAUUCCAGGAAAAAGAUGCUGCUUUAUUCAUGAAAUCUGUUGCAGAGCCGUAUUGCGACGGUCUAACUUGAUGUCGUUGAAAAUGUAGAUAACACAAUCUCACGAGAGUAAAAGUGUACAGUGAAAGUGGAAAUGCAUGAGGCCUUGGUUCUGCUUAUCCUGAUAGAGGAGGGUUUCGCACUGGCACAGAAAACUCAAGCUUUGCCUCAGAAUGUGGCUGUUGAGGAUAAGAAACCGGCUCACUGCGGAACUUUGAUCCAGACGGCAAAUGGAGGAUCAUUCAGUUCUCCAAACUACCCCAACACUUACCCACCAAACAAGGAGUGUGUGUACAUCCUGGAGGCCCAUCCACGGAAGAGAAUCCAGCUCAUCUUCGAUGACAUCUACUACAUCGAGCCGUCCUUUGAGUGCCGCUUUGAUAAUAUUGAAAUCCGUGAUGGGCCGUUUGUUUUCUCUCCGUUGAUUAAUCGGUUCUGCGGGGCAAAGAGUCCAGGAAUUGUCACCUCUUCCGGACGCUUCAUGUGGAUCAGGUUUACCAGCGACGAGGAGCUGGAGGGACUGGGCUUCAGGGUGGAGUAUUCAUAUACUGCAGAUCCUGACUUUCAUCUCCAUAUUGGGGGACUCUUGAAUCCCAUUCCAGACUGUCAGUUUGAAAUGUCUGGAUCAGAUGGUAUAAUCAGAUCUAGUCAAGUUGAGGAGGAAAACAAGGUGAAAUUAGGGGAAGCACUGGACUGUAUUUGGACCAUACGAGCUCCACCGAUGUCUAAGGUUUUGAGCCGUAAGGGUUUAUUCAGCGCUGCAGAGACGCAGGAGGUGCUGGAGCCUCCUCAGUACGAGCUCUUCUCCAUGCGGGAAGCGGAGCUGCCGGAGGAUCUGUCGGAGGAGCUGGAGAGUCUGCAGAAACUCCGCCGCUCCUCCAGCAUGUCCCGCUGUGUCCACGAGCAUCACUGUGGCGCUCCGAGCAGCGCCGCCUCCAUCGUCAUGGCAAGCAGAGCGCAUCAUCUCUCGCACGACUCUGAUGACAUGAGUACGGAUGUUGGAGCCAGAGGCUGGGGCAGCUUCCACGGACGCAGGAGCAGCUCCCACUCGCACCCUUUCACGCACGACCCGCGCGCUCACGCUUACAGCGCCCAGAGUCUGAGAGAGGCACUGGAAGAUGAGGAGCUGGGGCUGGAGGAACGGGUGAUGGAGGAGAUCGGCUACAAUGAUUUUAUCACCCGUGGACGCAACGUCAUGAUGGUACGUAAUCAUGCCAACCCUGUCCAACAACGCUCCCUCUCUAUGGACUUCUGAGUGGUGCGGAAGUCAGCUGACACUUUUUAUUUGUCGUGUAAAAAUUCAAUAAUAUAAUGCGUAGCUGUAAAUGUUUGCCCACACCUACUUUUAUUAUUUUACUAUUUUAUUUCAAAGUUUUUUCUUGUCGUUGAAACCUCCUUUGCCCUUCCUAUACUUGAUUUCAAGCCAAGUCCAGUAUUUUUUUUUUAUUGGUGUUAUUCUCAUUCCUCAAAACCAGAUUAUGUAGUAAAGUUUUAAACACAUGCCAAUGGUGGUUAAAUAUCUCUUACUGGCCAUGAAACGGUAUUUUGCAUAAUUUUUUUGCUAAUUAAUUUUUUUGUCUCAUGAUUCCUUAGUCAUUAGUCCACAUUUUUGCAUAUAUUCAUGACCAGCAGCUUCAUGUCUUUCUUUUUAACUAGAAGAUUUUGUUACUGAUAAAUUCAUUUUGAUAGUUUAAUGCAAAGACUUACACUACCAUUCAGAGGUUUGGGGUA
Messenger RNA from Sinocyclocheilus grahami, 1841 nucleotides. RefSeq names its product neuropilin and tolloid-like protein 2. The transcript has 7 exons. Lineage: Eukaryota; Metazoa; Chordata; Actinopteri; Cypriniformes; Cyprinidae. The record is from RefSeq and is a predicted model, not a curated record. Gene Ontology annotation, cellular component: postsynaptic density. Gene Ontology annotation, molecular function: ionotropic glutamate receptor binding. The coding region runs from base 205 to 1365 and encodes 386 amino acids.